AUGAAGUUCUCAGCUCUUCUCGCUCUCUGCUCGGCGGCGGCAUCCAUGUCGAUCGUCACGAACAAGCCAGCGAGCCCGGCGGACAAGAUCUCGAUACAAGCAGCGCACCCUGGUAACCUGUCUGCGGUUCAAGACUCGGAAGGCCUGGCUCAGCCCCAUCUAGCAGUGCAGCCUCGGGCUGAUCGCCUAGAUGAUGCAACUGAAAUGCGCCUGGACACGUUGUUUUCCACGCUCUCGCCUAUACGGGUUGACUGCUUUCAUGUGACUACCGCCCGCCUUCUCGGUGUCUCCCUUCAGACAUUUGAGCAGCACACCGGCAUACCGGUUCCAGCACGCGGCACGGGCGGUAUCAGCGGGCCAGCUAUGGUUCAGGCACUUCAAAGGCUUGGUUGGGUAGCCGAGGUGUGGAAAUCUGGAGCUGCGGGGGUUACAGAAGCCGUUGCGCAUAGAAGAUUCGCAAGUAUGCCCGCGAGUCAGAGACCUGACAAGGUCGGGGUGGCAUACCGUCGGCGAGAUGGCUCAGGCCAUGUCGUUUUCUGCAACAAUCCGGGAAAAAUGCCUUACGCAAAAUACACAGACUAUCAAGCAUCCACAAAGGGAGUGGAUGUAUCAGGGGAGGUUAGGAAGUCGACUAUCUUCGCUGUCUUUGGACCUCCAAAGCUAGGAAACGGUGCUGCGCCCAUGGAAGUUGACUCGGAAGGCGACCCCAUGGACGUUGAUCCUCGUGUCUAA
Messenger RNA from Thyridium curvatum, 732 nucleotides. RefSeq lists its product as uncharacterized. Lineage: Eukaryota; Fungi; Ascomycota; Sordariomycetes; Thyridiales; Thyridiaceae. The transcript is spliced from 2 exons. Bases 1 to 732 code for a protein of 243 amino acids. The record is from RefSeq and is a predicted model, not a curated record.